CAGAACUCUUUUUUAUUAGAGGGAAACUUCAACCAAGAAAAAAAGGCAUCAGGAAUAGAGCCUAGAGCAUAGAAUGAGUGACUGUGGAGAAAUAUUGUGGAGUUAUAUUGACUUUGUGAUUCAUUCAUAGGACAUUUCAGAAACAAUUCCAUUUAGUACUUCUAACAUGCAUUUAAUUAGUACUGUCACAUCAUAAUGCCAUCCUCAUAUAAUACAGAUCUUCACCAUGGGAAGGUAACAAGAAAUUAACAGAGGCCUUGCAAUACAUUUAUCCAGCCUUAUACCGAAAAAAGAAUAGCCUUGAGGUUGAAAACAAUCUUUAGUAUUUACUCUUUCAGAAGCUAAGAUAUUGUCAAUGCAAUAAUGCUUACAUCAUUUAAAAUCAUAUCACACAGAUAUGUGCUCCAAGGGCACCGACUCAAUUCUUGGCUCUUCAGGGACCCCCAGUUAUGCCUGGAUGUCCAAGAGUCAGAACCUCAUCCGCACCCUCCUCCCCAGGCCCGGGUCUUGUCCCAGACCAGGAACUCCCCAACCAGCUCUGGCCUCGCCCCUCAUAAAGGACUGUAUUUCCCAUCCCUGAGCAGAGUCUUGGCUUUCCCUGAAGCCCAGCACCAGCUAGGCUGCAGAAAGGGAAAACAGAGUCAAUGUAUUCAUAGGUUCAGUGGUUCAGUGCCCAAGGAGGCUGUGAUCAGUGGAAGUGCAGAUAGGGACUGACAGAUGCACUGGCCAAUCAGAGCCUCCCUACAGGUCUGCCAGUCAGAAGAGGAGGCAGACUCUUCCGGGGAUCGCGUUAUAGAACCCUUGCACUUGAGCGGAUUUAAGUGAUUUGGAGAGUUGUGCUUUCACCUCAAUUGCUCAGUACUGAGGGAAGCCUACGCAAGCUCUGAAGUUGCAACAUGGCCAGCACAUGCUCACUGCCCACAAAGAAUGCAGUGACAUAUGAGGAUGUGCAUGUGAACUUUACUCGGGAAGAAUGGGCUUUGCUGGAUCCUUCCCAGAAGAGUCUCUACAAGGAUGUGAUGCUGGAGACCUACAGGACCCUCAGAGCUAUAGGCAAUUAUUGGGAUGACCACAGUAAUGAAGAAAAUUCUCAAACUUCUAGAGGAAGUAGAAGGCAUCUUCAAACGGAAGACAGAACUCACACUGGAGAGAAAACCUAUGAAAGUGUGCAAUGUAAUGAAGUGCUUUCGAGUCACAAUCAUCCUCAGAUAUAUAAAGGAAUGCUUACUGGAGCCUUUGUACUUUAUACUGGUCUUCAAAUGCAUAGAAGAACACAAAUCCGGGAUAAACCCUGUGACUGUAACACACUUGGUAAAGCCUGUGCAUGCCACAGCCAUCUGCAAAGCCAUAAAAGAACACAUACUAGAGGGAAGCCCUACAAAUGUGACCACUGUGGUAAAGCCUUUGCAUAUCAUGGUGAUCUUCAAAGGCAUGAAAGAACACAUACUGGAGAGAAGCCCUAUGACUGUAAAGAAUGUGGUAAAGCCUUUUCAUGUCACAGUGGUCUUCAACAGCAUAAAAGAACACAUACUGGAGAGAAGCCCUAUGAAUGUAACCUCUGUGGUAAAGCCUUUGCUCGUCAAAGCAAUCUUCAAAGGCAUGAAAGGACACAUACUGGAGAGAAGCCAAAUGAAUGUAACCACUGUGGUAAAGCCUUUUCACAAUACAGUGGUCUUUUGAGACAUAAAAGAACACAUACUGGAGAGAAGCCCUAUGAAUGUAACCACUGUGGUAAAGCCUUUGUUUGUCAAAGCAAUCUUCAAAGCCAUGAAAGGACACAUACUGGAGAGAAGCCCUAUGAAUGUAACCAAUGUGGCAAAGCCUUUGCUCGUCACAGCAAUCUUCAAAGUCAUGAAAGGACACAUACUGGAGAGAAGCCCUAUGAAUGUAACCAAUGUGGUAAAGCCUUUUCACAAUACAGUGGUCUUUUGAUACAUAAAAGAACACAUACUGGAGAGAAGCCCUAUGAAUGUAACCACUGUGGUAAAGCCUUUGCUUGUCAAAGCAAUCUUCAAAAUCAUGAAAGGACACAUACUGGAGAGAAGCCCUAUGAAUGUAACCAAUGUGGUAAAGCCUUUUCACAAUACAGUAGUCUUUUGAGACAUAAAAGAACACAUACUGGAGAGAAGCCCUAUGAAUGUAACCACUGUGGUAAAGCCUUUGCUUGUCAAAGCCGUCUUCACAGUCAUGAAAGGACAUAUACUGGAGAGAAGCCCUAUGAAUGUAACCACUGUGGUAAAGCCUUUGCUUGUCAAAGCCGUCUUCACAGUCAUGAAAGGACAUAUACUGGAGAGAAGCCCUAUGAAUGUAACCAAUGUGGUAAAGCCUUUACUUAUCACAGCCAUCUUCAAGGGCAUGAAAGUACACAUACUGGAGAGAAGCCCUAUGAAUGUAAACAAUGUGAUAAAACCUUUGCUUGUCAUAGUGGUCUUCAAAGGCAUGAAAAGACACAUACUGGAGAGAAGCCCUAUGAAUGUAACCAAUGUGGUAAAGCCUUUUCACGAUUCAGAAAUCUUUCGAAUCAUAAAAGAACACAUACUGGCGAGAAGCCCUAUGAAUGUGACCAAUGUGGUAAAGCCUUUUCAUAGAAGAAUUGUCUUCAGAUUCAUAAAAUAGCACAUACUAGAGAGAAUCCCUUUGAGUGUAGCCUUAGCUUGUCAUAGCCAUCUUCAAAGCCAUAAAAGAACACAUACUGGAGAGAAGCCCUAUGAAUGUAACCACUGUGGUAAAGCCUUUUCUUGUCAUAGCCAUCUUCAAAGCCAUAAAAGAACACAUACUGGAGAGAAGCCCUAUGAAUGUAACCACUGUGGUAAAGCCUUUUCUUGUCAUAGCCAUCUCAAAGCCAUAAAAGAACACAUACUGGAGAGAAACCUUAUUCGUGUAACUACUGUGGCAAAACAUUUGUAGAAAACACUAAUCUCCAAAAGCAUAAAAAAACCCUACACUGAAAAGACUCUCUAUGUAUGUAACCAAUGUGAUAAAGCCUUUGCUCAUCACAGCUGUCUUCAAAUCCAUGGAAAGACACAUAGAGGAAAUAAACACUAUGCAUGUACCCAGUGUCGUAAAGUGUUUUCACAUAACAGUAAUCUUCCAUACCAUAAAAGACACAUACUGAAUAGAAGCCCUAUGAAUGUAACCAAUGUAGUAAAACCUUUUCACAGAAGAGUUUUCUUCAGUGUCAUAAAAGAACACAUCGUGGAGAGAAGCUCUAUGAAUGUAACCAAUGUUGUAAAGCCUUUGCUCAACACAGCCAUCCUCAAAGCAAUAACCGGACACAUACUGGAGAGAAACACGAUUCAUGUAACCAAUGUGUUAAAGUGUUUUCACAUAACAGUUAUCUUCAGAGUUACUAAAGAACACAUUACUUGACAGAAGUCCCAUGGAUGUAAACAACGUGGUAAAGCCUUUGCACAUGUCGUCUUCAAGGGCAUUAAAAACCUAGAUUGCAGUGAACUCUUAUGAAUGUAGUCAACUUGAUUAAGACUUUGCAUAUCAGAGUCUCCUCCUUUUGCAUGAAAAGGAUCAUUUAGCACAGUGAUAUUGUGUGUUUGUGUGUUUGUGUGUGUGUGUGUGUGUGUUUAUGCUUGUAACUCUUUUGUCUACUCAUCCCAUACUCUUUCUCUAGUUAAUUACUUGCCUAUCUUUGAUAUGAGGAUUUGUUGUUUUUUUAUUGUCAUAUGUUAUGUCUUGUUUAGUUGAUAUCCACAAGAGGCUGCCCUGCUAUUUUUCGAAGAGGAUGGUUGAGGAGUGGAUCUUGGGACCAUGGUAGGUUUGGAAUGUCAUAGAGAAGUGAAGGGGAGGGAAAACAACCCAGGAAUGAAACCUUCAGCCUAUAAAGUUUCCUGCUUGCAAGGUGUACUGUGUCAAUACUAGCACAGAACUUGUGGUAGUAACCAAAUAUAGUGGUUUAAUUGGAUGCACAUGAAACAAGAAGGAGCCUGUAACUGAC
Messenger RNA from Mus musculus (house mouse), 3949 nucleotides. RefSeq names its product predicted gene, 20385. The transcript is spliced from 4 exons. NCBI's taxonomy places the organism in Eukaryota, Metazoa, Chordata, Mammalia, Rodentia, Muridae. The record is from RefSeq and is a predicted model, not a curated record. The coding region runs from base 897 to 2588 and encodes 563 amino acids.